AUGACUUGUAGUCCCUGUGUACUCCGAGUGGAUGCGGUUAGUCGGGGUAGUCGGGUUGGUCCUCGGGAGAGCUCGCGCGGCUUGGCAUUCUGGAAAUUUCUCAAGUCUGGAUUCCCCCGGACGGCUUUUCUCUUCCCUCUCCCCAUCCCACGCACAUCACUUCUUGGCCUUACGACUCCAUCCCUCAUCACAAUGCGCAUCAAGCCCGAGGCCAAGACUGCCUCCGGUAUCUUCCUCCCUGAGAGCAGUGUCAAGGAGCAGAACGAGGCCAAGGUCCUCGCCGUCGGCCCCGGUGCCUUUGACAAGGAUGGCAAGCGCCUUCCCAUGGGUGUCGCUUCCGGUGACAAGGUUCUGAUUCCCCAGGUACGUUACGCCCUUCUCGCCUCCGCGUUCUUCCGCGUCGCAUCGGCGAUGCAGCACAUCGCCUUGACGACGCCAAACUCCUAUGGUCUUUUUGAGUCAAUGCUAACGUACCUUUUUCAUCAGUUCGGUGGUAGCCCCCUCAAGGUUGGCGAGGAUGAGUACACCCUCUUCCGGGACUCCGAGAUCCUGGCCAAGAUCAACGAGUAA
Messenger RNA from Penicillium cosmopolitanum, 570 nucleotides. RefSeq names its product GroES family chaperonin. Gene Ontology annotation, cellular component: mitochondrial matrix. Gene Ontology annotation, molecular function: protein folding chaperone; protein-folding chaperone binding; metal ion binding. The transcript has 3 exons. Lineage: Eukaryota; Fungi; Ascomycota; Eurotiomycetes; Eurotiales; Aspergillaceae. Bases 1 to 570 code for a protein of 189 amino acids. The record is from RefSeq and is a predicted model, not a curated record.